This is a messenger RNA of Olea europaea var. sylvestris, 3261 nucleotides long. Its product is annotated as uridine-cytidine kinase C-like. The transcript is spliced from 12 exons. Gene Ontology annotation, cellular component: cytoplasm. The record is from RefSeq and is a predicted model, not a curated record. NCBI's taxonomy places the organism in Eukaryota, Viridiplantae, Streptophyta, Magnoliopsida, Lamiales, Oleaceae. Bases 969 to 2948 code for a protein of 659 amino acids. Gene Ontology annotation, molecular function: ATP binding; kinase activity.
AAUACUUUGAUCCAAAAAUCUUCCUUUUUUGCUGAUAUCUUAUUUUCUUGGUAUUGGCAUGGCUUUUUUGCAUUUUUUUUCUUCUGGGACAUUGUUUUUUUUAUUUUCGGUUGCAAAUCGAUAGCAUUAGUUUGUAGAUCCAAUGGACGUUGUUUUUGCUUCAGUUUUGUAACUUCUGUUGCUCAGAACUGAUUUUUGGUAAUUUUUUUAUUUUUAUUUUUUGUCAUGUGGAUGUGUUCUAUUUUCUUGAAUACUUAUUGUGGGGAUCAUCAAUUGAUUCAGUGGUGAAAUGUGGGUGUAAUUUUGAUUUAAUUCUUGUUGCUGCAAUGUGGUGAUUGUGAAAUAUUUUUUCUGAAACUGUUUCAAAAUGUGUAUGAGUUGAUGAAUUGACAAUAAGCAUCAUAACUUUUUAAAUGACUAUUUCCGCUUCUCGAUGCUAUUCAGCACUAGUAUUGGAUCAUGGAUUGAUAUCACCAAAAAGGCUUGGCAAUUGGAAUAGUUUAGUCUAAACGAUGUCUAAUUUCGGCUAGUGGAGACUGAUUUAUUACACAAUCAAUUCGUUUGGAUGUUAUCCAUAUAAAGUUUGCAUGCCAUCAUAAUUUAGAUUAUGUUAUUGUGGGAACUUUCUAAUUUUCUAUUUUCAGUCGACCUUCUUGGUUGUCUAGGUCUAUUGAGUGGUUACUUCUGGAGCUAAACUUCUAUUUAGUGAUAUUGCCCCUGCUUAGUUCAAUGAAAGAGUUGGAUUAAAAUCUAAGUCGAUAUUCUAUCAACUUAGUCAAAAUCUACCAAAAAUCGGAUUUUAUCUAAACCAAACAGGGCCAAGGCUGAGCAUGUUGUUGCCUGACUAUUUAAUAUAAGUUGUUUGAGCGAAGGAAGCUUACCCACAUUUCUUUGUGACACACUGAUACAUAGAUUCAGCAGCUAAGCUCAUGUGAAGCUUAAGUUAAUUCUCUGCAAGUACAAUUUCAAUGGCUCAAGAUACAUCUAAUUCUGAAUCAACUCAGAGAAGACAUGGUCUUUUAAAAGAUCAAGUUCGAUUGGUCAAGAGGAAGGACUCAGAUCGUUAUGAAAUUGCCCCUAUUCCUGAUAAUUUGUCAUUUGAGAAGGGUUUUUUUGUUGUUGUUCGUGCUUGCCAGUUGUUGUCACAGAAGAACGAUGGACUGAUAUUAGUAGGUGUAGCUGGUCCGUCUGGUGCUGGGAAGACUGUAUUUACUGAGAAGAUGCUUAAUUUUAUGCCAAGCAUUGCUGUCAUCUCAAUGGACAAUUACAACGAUGCUAGUCGAAUUAUUGAUGGAAAUUUUGAUGACCCACGCUUGACGGACUAUGAUACCUUGCUGAAGAACAUUCAAGAUCUGAAAUCGGGGAAGCAGGUUGAAGUUCCCAUAUAUGAUUUCAAAUCUAGCUCCCGCGCAGGAUACAGGACACUUGAAGUCCCAAGCUCCCGCAUUGUGAUUAUCGAGGGCAUCUAUGCUUUAAGUGAAAAGUUGCGUCCUUUACUGGAUCUUCGAGUAUCUGUGACAGGAGGUGUGCACUUUGAUCUUGUAAAACGGGUUUUAAGGGAUAUACAACGUGCUGGGCAGGAACCCGAAGAAAUAAUUCACCAAAUAUCUGAAACGGUGUAUCCGAUGUACAAGGCUUUUAUUGAGCCUGAUCUCCGCACUGCACAAAUAAAAAUCAUCAACAAAUUUAACCCAUUCACUGGAUUCCAGUGUCCUACUUAUAUAUUGAAGUCUCCAAGGGAUGUGACUGUGGAUCAAAUCAAGUCUGUCAUGUCUGAAGAACAUACUGAAACAACAGAACAGACGUAUGACAUAUAUCUUCUACCACCCGGAGAAGAUCCAGAGACCUGUCAAUCAUAUCUGAGGAUGCGGAAUAAGGAUGGAAAAUACAAUCUCAUGUUUGAGGAAUGGGUCACAGAUCCUCCAUUUGUCAUAUCACCAAGAAUAACUUUUGAAGUUAGUGUACGGCUUCUUGGAGGACUGAUGGCCUUGGGAUAUACAAUAGCAGCUAUUCUGAAAAGAAGCAGCCAUAUUUUUAGUGAUGAAAGAGUCCAUGUGAAAAUUGAUUGGCUGGAGCAGCUAAAGCGUCAUUAUGUUCAGGUACAAGGCAGAGAGCGCCUGCUAGUGAAAUGUGUUGCUGAGCAGCUGGGAUUGGAAGGUUCAUAUGUUCCACGGACUUAUAUUGAACAAAUACAGUUAGAGAAACUCGUAAAUGAGGUUAUGGCAUUGCCAGAUGAUUUGAAAACCAAGCUUAGCAUAGAUGAUGAACUUAUCUCAAGCCCAAAUGAAGCAUUUUUCCGAGCCUCCUCAGUCGGAAGGGCAUCAUCGAGAAUUAAGACUGCAAAAAGUGGUAUGUCACAUUCAUAUUCAACACAUAGGGACAAAAACCUGUCCAGGAUUAGCAGAGGGUUUGAUGAUAGGACGUCAGAGCCACCAGCUACAUUAGGAAAUCAGGGAGCCAUCACGCAUCUGUUGGAACAUAUUUCUACUCUAAAUGAUCGGAUGGAUGAUUUCACAUCUCGUAUUGAAGAGCUAAAUUCAAAGUUAACUACAAAGCGAACUUCACCCAGCUCACAAAACAUAGCUUUACAAGCUGAAGCCUGUAAUGGGUCGGUCCCAACUUCUUACUUCAUAUCUGGUUUGGAAAAUGGUUCCUUAACUGGAUCCAUCAUGCCAAAUUCCUCGUCUUCAUCCCAGUUAGCCAAAGAAUCUCCUUUGAUGGAAGAGAUGUCUGGUGUAGCACGGGGGCAACGCCAAAUCAUGCAUCAGUUGGAUAAUCUUAGCAAUCUUCUGCGCGAGAAUUUGGGUGAAAGGUCGCAUCAUGGUGGAAGACAACACAAAACUGAUACUGUUGAUAUUGAUCCAAUCAAAAUCUCCGUUAUCUUAACAUCAUUGGCAAUUGGCGGUUUGGGAAUUUUCUUGUUUAAGGGGUUUCUUCCCCAAAAAUGAUUGCUCUAAACUAAUAUUAGUCGAGAUACAGGUAUUCGGUCCUCAUCUAUUUGCUGGUAUCCUAUCGGAUCCUGCUGAAUGUUUUACAAUACACCCUUCUGGUCGGGAAAAGUACUGUUCAUGGAUCAUCUGAUCUGUGAUUUUUGAGGCAUUGGAUCAUAGUUCUCAUUUUUUUCAAUGGAGGGUAUACUUUUUGGAACGUAUUGUAGCUUUCUGGGGUCCUGGGGAUCUAAUUUUCUGACUUUUUCUUAAUGUUAAAGGUUCUUCUAAUAUAAGAAAGCAUUCAAAUUUUGAUGCAAAGUUUACUUCUGCA